Molecule: messenger RNA, 625 nt
Organism: Drosophila persimilis
Lineage: Eukaryota; Metazoa; Arthropoda; Insecta; Diptera; Drosophilidae
Product: cysteine-rich DPF motif domain-containing protein 1
Exons: 2
Coding region: 102-614 (170 amino acids)
Source: RefSeq, a predicted model, not a curated record
UUUUCACAAGAACAGCUGUUGAAGCAGAAAUAUUUAAGAAAUUCAUAGUUAGUUUGUCGGUAAAUUGGAGUUUUACAAAUCAAAUCAAGGGUCAGAAUAUAAUGGAGGCCGACCAGCCCAGCACCAGCAGCGUCAGCCUCAGCAUAGACAAUGAUCUAGCCGAUGAGGAUCUCGUAUUGAAUGAUGAGUCUGCUGAAAUAGCCCGACUGCAGCUGCCCGAAGAGGAUCAGCCACAAGAUAAGCUCGAACCGCUGGAGGAGGACGAGCGCAUUGCCAAGAUCGACUUCCGCUGCUCUGCCUGCGACAUGCACGAGCUCGUACACUACUUUGGACGCCAGCCGCCCUUUGCGCUUGGCAUUAAAUACCUCGAGGACACCUACGUAAUGCGCGAUCCCUUCCAGCCGCCACCGCCUCGCUGGCAGUCCAAGCCCGAGUACUACAUUGCGAUGGGCUCCAAAUGCAGCAGCUGCUCGAAGGUGGUGUGCAAAGAUGGUGCCUGUAGCUUCUACUACACAAGGACCGUUUGUCUGCCCUGUGGAAAGGCCGAGCUCAAGGAUUGGCCCGUGGAGGCACAGGCCCGUUUACGGAAACAGCUGGAGGACAAGGAUAAGUAGCCGCAGGUCUC